GUUUUAGAAUACAUAUGUAUUUGCUAAAAUGAAAUACUGUGCUCACAUUUUAAUACCGUAGUCCUUACACACCUCUCAGCAAUUAACCUGUAGUCCUCUGCUUCGUCCUGUGCAUCUUCCGGGUAUUAUUCCUAUUCUCAAAACAUAAUCACGCCUUAUUCCUCUGCGGCCGGGCAGUUAACACGCACAGAUUUAUGAAAAAUCGCAGCAAGCCAUUUAGGGUUGGCAGCGCGGACUCUUCAAUACUGGGUGAUCCAGAUAUUAGUAGUAAAUUCUGUGAAGAGGGCUCCGUGUACGCCACAACGCGACUAAGAAACACUGCAUCCCGCGUUCAGGCUCGGCCAGACCAGUCUCGACUCCAGGUAAAAAGCCCAGCUGCAGAAGGACCAGGUCUGAUCGGAGGAUGUGGCGACAAGCGUUUGCAGCUGUGCUGCUGGCAGUAAGCAUUGGCUACUUCUACCACUCCAACCCUGCAUUUCCAGAGCUGGCUGUGCGCUACCUCACCACAUCCCUGCAGUCCCUGUCCAGCUGCCUUCAGGGAAGCUCCAGCACUGCUACCAUUGAGCAGACCAUCUCCUCAGCCUGGGACACACUCAUCACUGCUCCAGCCACGCAGUGGACCAGAGUGGCUGUGGGAGUGAACACCUGCGUGGACGUGGUGGUAACCGGGGUGGGGCUGCUCCAAGCGCUCGCUAUCAAUCCCGGCACAGGGGUGGAUCACGAGGUCCUGCACUCCAAAGAGGACCUCAAAGAAACCUUCAUCCACUACAUGAAAAAGGGGGCGGCCGCCGAGCGAUUCUACAGUGACAAGGAGUCGUUUCAGCGGAUAGCCCAGGCGGCAUCCGAGUAUCCCGGCGCUCAGCACUUUGUGGGUGGAAACGCAGCUCUGAUUGGUCAGAAGCUGGCAACCAAUCCCCACGUGACGGUGCUGCUGUGCGGGCCGGUCGGACCCAAACUCCACGAGCUGCUGGCUGAUCAGAUCAUUGUCCCGGCUGAGUCUCUGCAGGUGACUGAUGAGUAUCACCUCAUCCUGGAGUACAAGGCAGGAGAUAAGUGGGGCUCAUUGCAGGCGCCCAAUGCAAACCGCUUCAUCUUUUCGCAUGACACGUCCAACGGGGAGAUGAGUGCACUGGAGACCUUCGUGGGGAGCAUGGAAGAGUUCCAGCCCCAGCUGGUGGUGCUGUCCGGGCUGCACAUGAUGGAGGGCCAGGGCAGGGAGCUCUGGGAGGAGCGUCUCAAAGAGGCUGUGGUAACCAUCUCGGACAUCCCCAAUGAGGUCCCUAUCCACCUGGAGCUGGCCAGCAUGACAGACACAGACUACAUGAACAGCAUCAUGCAAGAGCAGGUUCUGCCUAUAGUGAAUUCCAUCGGCCUGAACGAGCAGGAGUUGCUAUUCAUCUCGCAGGCGGGCUUAGGCCCCCACUCCCAGCUGCCCUCCUGGAGCAGCAUCCCUGAUGUUGGUCAGGUCAGUGACAUACUCUUAUGGAUCCUCAAGCAGCACGGCCGCACUGACCUGGAGUCUGAGGCUGAUCUCACUCGCAUCCACUUCCACACCCUUACCUACCACAUCCUGGCCACAGUCGAUGGCUUCUGGGCCAACCAGGUGUCUGCCGUGUCUGCUGGCGCCAGGGUGGCUGGGAGCCAGGCCUGCGGCACACAGGAGAUCGACGUGAACAGAGUGGUCCUCAAAGCCCCCCUGGAGUUCCACACCUCCCGGGACGAGCCAGGACAGACGUUGACUUUAAAUCCGUCCGAGCCUGUGGUAGUCUGGCACAGAGAAAAUGUCUCCUUUUACCUCACGCCUGUUUUAGUUUGUAAAAACCCACUUCGGACAGUUGGGCUGGGGGAUGCCAUUUCAGCAGAGGGACUGUUGUACUCCGAAAUGGCUGAGCAGUAACCGACUGUUGGAAUGGAAAUACUAAGUGCAGACUGUCUUAUUCAGUACCAUUUGGGCCAUGCUACAACAAAGGGUCUCCGACAAUCGGAUAGCAUAAGGUUUCCCUACUUAAUUGAAAUAAUCUUGAGUGGUUUUGUCUUUUUUUGUGUCAAAUGUGUACAGUACCUGUAUUCAGAGGCAACACUUACGUGCUUAUGGUUUUUUCACAAUGGGAAAUCGCACUUUAAUGAGCAAUAGCACUUGUUUCUGAAUAUGGCAUACUCCAGAUAUUCAGGGUUGAGCAGUCUACUCGGGUACACCCGAAAAUGUAUUUCUAAUUUGGCUUCAAUAGAGACACAUGCAUUGCCUUAAUGUUAACCAAUUAAAAAUAAGUGAUAUUUUGCUUAUGCUGAUUUGCUGUUAUGAAAACAAAUGGCUGUGUAUUUAAUAAGGUGCCUUUUUUAAUGGAAAAGGAUGAGGCGUGUUUAUAGUGUACACAGAAUUUAGCAUUUUGUUAAAGUCAAAGACAUUGCAGAACCUUCCAGGCACAGAUGGUGCUGAAUAAGAGAGUUUGGGUCUUGGGUAUGUAUUCCAACAAACAACUGGAAGAAUAGAGAGCAUCUGGGAUCAAUGCAAAAGGGGCUUAAGAAAUAAAUGUCCUGCUCGUUUUUAUUUCAAAAGUCAAACUGUAAUUUUAUCUUGGUAUGCAGUUUACUGGCCUGAGGCAAAUCACGUUCUUCUAAUAUACAAUCAAAAAAAAAAAAAACUUAACAAAAGUAAGUGAUGCGCACACCAAAUAUCAAAUUAGGUAACGGCCCUUCGUCAAAAUUGAGUUUGACAGCCCUGCAUCAGAGUGACUAUAACUUUUAUCAAAGAAAAUAUGAAUCUGAAAAAAGAUAAUGUCAAAAAAAGACAAAUAAUGUCAUUGUAUCAGGGGAGGAUAUGGCUACAGAAAACCAUAAUUUUCAUCUGACCCAGAUUUUAACAUGCAAAACCUGUGAUCAGGUUCUUCCAAAUUAUGCAACUGCUGCAGCUUGUACUGGUUAGUAAGAUAUUGUAUAUGAGGCACAAUAAUACUUUUUAAAGCCCACAAUUUGAGUUGUGUAACAUCCUAAUAGAUUUAGUCACUUUUAAGUCCAAUAGAACAACAGUGUGUGAAAUAAAUGUAAGUGCUUUAAGCUCAUCUCCAAGAUUCACCACAAUAGUGACUAUUUGGUGAACCUAGAUUUUAUCAUUUGUGCUCCUGGAGACUGUACUACCCUCAUUCACCAGCAGAGAGCAGUCCCACAAGGUCAAAGUUAAGGAACUUUGGUGAAGCACUAUGUGGAUAAGCCAGCACUGCCUGUGCCUUACCUGCACUGAAGACAUUUGGGAACUGCAGUCAACGUUCUAUCACUAAAACAUGUUUUUUGUAUAUAUGUAUAAAAAGCAUGUUAUGUGGUGGAGGCUAACAAGUAAGUGGAAAUUUAAUGUGCAAUCAUACCAUAACAAAAUGUCAUUUUGUUUUCACUAAUUCUCACUUUACUGUCUGUAUGUCUUUAAAAAAGUGUUCUAACACAGAAGUAGCAUCACUCCUAUGGAAAUAAGUCAUUAUAAAUUACCAAACAUUUUGUGGAGCCAUUUGUUUUGUAGACUAUGCAUAUGCAUGUAGAAAGGCUACCAAAGUUGUGAUUGGCACUUAGCAGUGCCAGAGAGCUAAUUAUUUGGGAGGGUGAUUUUAAGGCCCUGUCCACACUAUGCCUUUAAACCAUAUUACUUUAAACCAGCUUAAAAGUGCUAAAUACGGUUAUUGUCUACAAUAUGCAGUGUUUAAUACCGUACUCGAGACCACCUGUUCUAAUUAGAUCACAUCAGGUAGUACGGUUUAUCAUAAGUGUGGACGCUGUAUCCUCCAAUAUCCCAUAAUGCUUUGUGAUAUGCUAUCAGUGUACACUCCGCAAUGGGUAUUCAUUUUUUAUACUUUAAAAAAAAAAAAAAACACUGUCAGGACAUCUCUGUUAAACUAGUGGGGAAAAUAACAAAAGCACAACGUUAAACUAGGCGACUGCAAAAAUGAAAUGCAAGUUAAAAGUAGGAUCGGGGAUGAACAGUUCAUGUAAUUUAUCAGCUCUGUUUGAAAUUAAUUAAGGGGACCACAAUUAGGCUCAGGCAAGAUAUGAAGGUAAAAACAAAGAUUGUUUUGUAAUGAACAGCUUUUUCUGAGUUUAAUUAUGAAACAGAAUCAGCUCAAUUUGUUUUAACUGAGUAAAAAUAAAACCUGAAAACUUCAAGCCCUACUUGUGUGUGUUAACAUUUACUUUUUCCAAAAUACUUGUUUUAUAUCUUUUUAGCAAUAUGGACCUCUUAAUAUGGAGCAUUUAAAAUAAAAUACAGUGCAUGGUGGGGUACUAUAUCAUUAAUUUCCACUGUUCAUUGCGCUGCUAGGAACUGUAACUGAACUAUUCUAAUAGUGUGUGGACGCAUUAAGCCUGACUAAACAUGAAACGAUACUUCAGUGUGGCCGCUUUGAGCUGGAUUAAUUGGAACCGUUUCAAGUAUGGUUCUUGAGAUUGGUUAUGUAGUGUGGACAGGGCCUUAAAAGGAUGUCUAUGCAAUGUUGAAUAUGCCUCUUUGUGACUGAAUAUUGGCAAGUACUGAAUUCUCUUCCUCUGGCAUUGAUGUGUACAGAGUAUUAAAUAUCUGAGUUAUUUGUUGAAACUUGCCCAUGUAGGAAUUAACCAGACAUAUCAAAUAACUUCAGAUAUGUUACAAUGAUUUCCCUACCAUCUCUGAAUUUAUUAUAAUUGUUUUGGUUACAGCAGUUUUAAAUAAAUAAUAAAAUGCACAGUGGAUUCUUAGAUGUGAUCAAUGCAGGCUUUGCAAAUAUACUGGAUGAGGUACAGGGAAAACUUGGGAACUAGUUUAUUUGCGUUAACUUACAAUCUCAGUAUGGGACUGGGUCCCAGCCUUUUGCUUUUUAAACUAUAAUGCUUCUACAUUCAGUUACAGGUUUAAUUACCUGACUUGCCAAUCUACUGUUUUUAGGUAAAUUCAGUGUAUUUUCAGCAGACCCCAGUUUGUGACUGACUGAUUGGAUUUAAGAAACACUAUGAAAAAUGUUUGUAUUGCAAUAUUCAACAGGAGUGCAAUAUAACAGAUUGUGUUAAAGUAUAUACAUAAUCAAUUUAAAAUGCAAUUUGGUGUUGCAUAACAGCAAGAGAAAUGUUAUAAAGUAGAACUCUUUUUUCUAAAAAUCCUACAUUAUCAUUUUAAAUUCUUUAAGGGGUGUUAUAAAAAUGUCUUAAAGCUUGUCUCCUAAAGUAUGAAUACAUAAUCCUUGGUUUAUAAUCCUGAAAGAACUGGAGGACAUUCUGUUCAGAGUAGCUGGUCCUGUCUCAGUAUACUGGUUGAAUAUCUUAAACCUCUACUUGCAUAUUGGGAGUAUUUAAGUUUGCUGGGGUUUUGUUGUUUGUUUGUUUUAAUAUUUGAGUCCAAUAAAGUUUUUCUUUAAACUUAAA
This is a messenger RNA of Acipenser ruthenus (sterlet), 5373 nucleotides long. Its product is annotated as ADP-dependent glucokinase-like. Bases 404 to 1897 code for a protein of 497 amino acids. The record is from RefSeq and is a predicted model, not a curated record. Gene Ontology annotation, cellular component: endoplasmic reticulum. Gene Ontology annotation, molecular function: ADP-specific glucokinase activity. Lineage: Eukaryota; Metazoa; Chordata; Actinopteri; Acipenseriformes; Acipenseridae. Gene Ontology annotation, biological process: glucose metabolic process. The transcript is spliced from 9 exons.